CUGCUGGAUCCCAAUCUUAAAAUCCCAGAGAUGAAAACUGUAGUACAUUACAUUACGAAGAUAACAAAAGGAAACUUGAAGCAAUUCAAAAAAGCAAUAUGUGAAUAUUGUUCACAUCUCGUUGUGUUCAACAAUGCCCAAACACUAAACAGUCACAUAUUUGACGAACACAGUGGAUAUUUCAAGGAGAUAACGGAAAAAUUCUACUAUUAUGCCGACCAACUAGCCGAAGAACGGUUUAAAAUGGCUGUUGAGGAACUGAAAUCCGAGAUUGCAGGACAAGAAUUAUUUGUCAUUUUUCUAAAUCCAAGCCUAAAGGCAAAAGUUGAAAAAUUAAUGGGAGAUAUGGAAAACAAACGUGGAACGAAAAGGAAAGUUCCUAAAGUGAACACCUCCACCCCUCACAGCAGUACCAGCAAGAACAGGAAGAUUGCAGGGGAGAAUCCCGUCGUCAACGCAGUCUCUCCUACGAGCACUUCUCGUCACCAGAUAUCGAUCACCUCGCCGUUGCCGUCAACAUCAUCUGAUUAUCAUCAGAGUUCAGGACCGUCCGGUUACCCAAAAUUCCAAGGCCAAGCGAAGAAGAAGAAAGAAUACGAAGGGGAUCGCCUUCAACAAUCGCAACAUGAUAAGGUUCCUCGAACGGCAGUUCAUCCCACUACAGUCGAAACCGAUUUGGAUGUCGGUUCACGUACUUUUUUUUAACAUUUCCGGAGCCCCGGCAGUUAGACAACCGUUGACUCAACAUUUCCAACAUUCUUCGCUUCAUGUCUCCAGCAUACAGCAACAACAUCCACCGCAACAACAUCAUCGACCAGGGUCUGUAGAUCUUAGUCGUCAGCAGGAUCUUAACCGUGGCGCCGGUGAUGUGGCCAAUGAUUCCAUUCUUCGCAAAACUGGCCCAUUGCAGCAGCGCACCCUA
Daphnia pulicaria is the source of this 922-nucleotide messenger RNA. RefSeq lists its product as uncharacterized. The transcript has 2 exons. The record is from RefSeq and is a predicted model, not a curated record. Bases 31 to 705 code for a protein of 224 amino acids. Lineage: Eukaryota; Metazoa; Arthropoda; Branchiopoda; Diplostraca; Daphniidae.